Molecule: messenger RNA, 2199 nt
Organism: Miscanthus lutarioriparius
Lineage: Eukaryota; Viridiplantae; Streptophyta; Magnoliopsida; Poales; Poaceae
Source: the annotation of a GenBank genome assembly
AUGGGGAUCGUGGAGGCGUGGGUGCGGGAGAAGCCCAUCCGCACCUUCCUAGCCCGACUCGCCCAGCGCCGGGCGGCCGCCGCUGCUGCCUUCCUCGCCUCACCCUCUGCUACCGCGGUCAUCGACGGCGAGGGCGGCGGCGACGGGAGCAUCCCGCAGCUCUCCUCCGUCGCCAACUCCGUCGUCUCCCGCUGCUCAAGGAUUCUUGCUCUUUCAAUUGAGAACUUACAGCAAAGCUUUGAGACUGAUUUUCUACACAAUUGUAAUGAGGAGACCAAUACAUAUGCAAGAGACCUUUUAGAGUAUUGCUGCCACAAAGCUCUUCAUGAAGUUACUACACGUCCAGACUAUUUGGCUGAUAAGAAUCUUCGUUGCUUGAUGUUUGAUAUGAUGCUUGCAUGGGAAACCCCAGGCGCUCAGGAUGCGUCAGUAGAAAAUGAUUCUAUUGUCCAUGAUUCCCUUGAGACUGAAGAUGAGGAUGAGGGGUCAAUUUUUUAUGCAAAUUCCACAAGAUGGGCUGUUCAAGUUGAUGUCAAGAAGACAGUCGGGUUAAGUGCUUUUGCACGAAUAGCACCUUCAUGCCCAAUAAUAGCCGACCUGGUUACUGUCCACAAUCUGUUUGACGCACUUACAAGUUCAUCUGGAGGCCGAUUGCACUUUCUUGUUUAUGACAAGUAUCUCAAGAGUUUAGACAGGGAAUUGAGGUCUGUGAAAGGUAUCAUUCAAUCAUCACUUGCCUCAAGUUUUCACCUUGAUGCUGGAGAAUGCAUAUUAGCUAUUGAUGGAGACAAGCCUAUUCAUCCGGUACUGCAACAUAUUGGAAUAUCAGCAUGGCCAGGAAGAUUGGUCCUCACAACACAUGCUCUUUAUUUUCAGAGUAUCAGAGUGGGAUAUGGUGAUAAGAUUGUCAAGUACGACCUAUCAACAGAUUCAAAUCAAGUGAUUAAGCGUGAUUUGACUGGACCGCUCGGUGUCCGCCUCUUUGAUAAAGCUGUGAUGUACAAAUCAAGCACUUUGACAGAACCAAUUUAUUUCGAUUUCCCUGAAUUAGGAGGUCCUUCACGAAGAGACUAUUGGUUAGCAAUCACCCGUGAAGUAUUGCAGGUGAACAGAUUUAUUAGGAAGUUCAAUCUUGGAGAUGUUCAGAGAGCAGAAGCACUCUCAAAAGCUAUCCUGGGCAUUUUGAGAUACUCUGCUGUCAAAGAAGCUUUUCAUAUUGCUCCUUCCCACUUCAAGACAACACUUACUUUUAGCUUAGCAGAAAAGCUUCCAAAAGGAGACAUGGUCUUAGAAGCACUGUAUAAUAACUAUUUCCAACUCUUGGACUCUUCAUUGAGACAUUUGGCAAUUGAUACUGCAGUCGACAAAAUGUCGGAGAACCAUUCUGUACCAUUUUCUUUGUAUGCUCUCUCUAGAAUGGGUUUUCUUCUGCUGAAGACAAAAGAUGAAACUGAAAAGGAAAUGAGCUUUUGUGCUGUUUGCUUUGGUGUAACAAAAUCUCUGGAGGCUGCCCUGGAAGAGUCAAUUUGUUACUCUGAGAGAAUAGAGUCAGCACGUGCUACAGUCGAUCAAGUAAAGGUGGAAGGCAUUGAUGCAAAUCUCGCCCUCAUGCAGGAGUUACUCUUCCCUUUCAUUCAAGUAGGCAAGAUUGUUUACUCUCUCAGCCAAUGGGAAGAUCCUUUGAAAUCACUUCUAUUCUUAGCUUUUAUGUUGUAUGUUAUUCAAAGGGAUCUCGUCAGUUACAUCGUGCCCUUUGUUAUCUUAACUUUUGCUAUUAUCAUGCUUUGGCAUAAGUAUAUUGGAGACGGAAAAUUGUUGGAAGUGCUUGAAGUGAAACCUCCUCCAAGUAAAAAUGCUGUUGAGCAGAUUUUGACAUUACAGGAGGCUAUAUCCAAGUUAGAAGAUUUUCUACAGGCUGCAAAUAUUACUCUUCUGAAGUUCAGAUCUGUCUUGUUUGCCUGUGUUCCUAAGGCCACUGAAGUAGUUGCAGCUGUACUUAUUGUCGCAGCUGCAUUUCUUGUCUUCGUACCUUCCAGGCAUCUGCUACAGAUGUUAGUCCUAGAGAUGUACACAAGGGAGAUGCCCCUAAGGAAACAGAACACUGAAAAAUUUCGCAGGCGAAUUAGAGAGUGGUGGGCUCGCAUUCCAGCUGCACCUGUGCAGAUGAUCAGACCUAACGAAAGCAAGAAAAAGAGGUGA